UAUUAUCAUUAUUAUUACUAUUAUUAUUGUUGUUGUUAUUCAGUGUUUUAAUAUUCUCUCAUCAAUCAAUACUAUCGUUAAACGCAGAUUUUCAAGUCCAUCCCUUUCAAGUUCUGUGAAAAAACCCAUUAGUUUUCUCUCUGUUUCUGUGUUCAAGCAUCAUUCUUGGAGAAAGGUUCUGUUUUUGACAGUGAUUUGAUGACAGGAAAGUUUUGCUGCAUGGUUUUGAGAAUUCACAUGGAUUGCAAUGGAUGUUACAGGAAAGUAAGAAGAGCUAUUCUCAGUAUAAAAGAGUUGGAGACCCAUUUGAUAGAACAAAAGCAGUGCAGGGUAAGCGUUUGUGGAAAGUUUAGCCCUCAAGAUAUAGCAAUCAAAAUAAGGAAGAAAACCAACCGCAGAGUAGAGAUAUUGGAGAUUCAAGAGUGUGAUACCUUCACUGAAAACAAUGAUAUCCAAGGACCCUUGAUCAUCAAUGCCUGGAAAUGCCAAUCCAACUAUGACCAAGUUGAAACUUGUUGUAAGCAUGAAGGUGACACAGAAGAAAAGGAAGAAUUACCAAAUUCUAUAACAUAAACUCUUCAUCAUCUUU
This is a messenger RNA of Benincasa hispida (wax gourd), 589 nucleotides long. RefSeq names its product heavy metal-associated isoprenylated plant protein 19-like. Lineage: Eukaryota; Viridiplantae; Streptophyta; Magnoliopsida; Cucurbitales; Cucurbitaceae. The record is from RefSeq and is a predicted model, not a curated record. Gene Ontology annotation, molecular function: metal ion binding.